AUGAAGCAGGCAUCCGAUAAGCAUUUCCGCUGCACCAUUUGUCAGCGCGGCUUUACGCGAAUCGAUCAUCUGAAGAGGCAUCACUUGCGUCACUCGGGCCUCAAGCCCUAUUCAUGCAUUUUCUGUAGCGAGGCCUUUGCACGAUGUGAUAACCUGCGUGACCAUUACCCCGACUGUCCCAAGCGAGGGGACCGGCAGAUCCCCGAAACCGGCCAGAGAGGGCGAAGGCGCCAUGCCUGCGAAUCGUGCACUGCGAUGAAACUCCGCUGCGAUGGCGAGAGCCCUUGCAGCUCGUGCAUCAAGAGGAACCUCAAGUGCAACAACCAGCGCAAAAAGCCUGCGACGGGAGCAGAGAGCGCCAAACCACUGACCUCGGUCAAGUCUGAAGAUUACGACCAAUCCUCCGACCGUGGCUCGAUCAAGUUCCUCCUCAAUGGCGGCACGGACAGCUUUACGGAAAAGUUCAAUCUGCCUCCGCACAGCGACCGGACCCGGGGAAUGGUCUAUCACACCCAGAGGGAGUUGGAAGAAGUAACCAACCCGAUCGUUUCGUACCCUCUGGGCGGCAACCCCCCGGAAUACGGUCCGCCCUUUGUCGACGGCGAACACGACGACCUUUCCUUCUUCCAUGAGAAUUUCAUGUCGUUCAUCAACGGGCCGUUUGCCGAGUCGCAAAAGUCACUGCAGGAUCCGUUCACGGGCGGCAUGGCGCAUCAGCCGAUGCUACCCCCAGGACAGGAUCCCAACCUGGCCGUCGUCGGAGAGCAGCCGUUUUACGAACCGGAGAGCGCGUUCGCAACCACCUUGAUCCAAUCGAUCCUGGCCAGGUCAUGGACGGUCAAUCUCGACGCCAAGGCGCAGCAGGAGAUCUCGACCAACCUGCAUUUCCUCCUGACGACCUCGCGCAUCCGCAAGUUUAUCGGCCUGUAUUUCCGCUACUGGCACCCCAACUGCCCAAUCAUCCAUCUGCCAUCGUUCGACCCGGAGCAGGUCCCAACGCCGCUGCUGGCCUCGAUCGUGUUUAUGGGCGCCAUGUAUUCCAACGACGACCGGGAGACCUUCGUCGCGAGGCGGAUGCUGGAUUUCGCCGAGCUGUAUGUGUUCUCGACCGAGAUUUUUGCCUGCGAGAGUGAGGUCAGCCGGGUGUUUGUCGGGCGACCGAUGACAGAUGCGGAACGGAGAGACUGGGUGCAUUUCCAGCACUUCCAGGCCGCCUAUAUCAUGGUGGUCGUGCAGUACUGGGCGGGAUCGAAAGCGGCGCGCAAUCGAGCCAUGGAGAUCCGGUUCGGUGAGAUUAUCAGGAUUGCACGUAGUAUGGGCCUUACUGGCUGCCGCCAUCUUCCUGAAGAUCGCAUCCAUGAAAGCCUGUGGAUUCAGAAGGAGAGUCGCAUUCGCACGAUCAACAUCAUCUUGCUGCUCGACUGUGCCUUUUCGUUCUACCAGAACUACCCCUGUCGCCUGACGCCUUCGGAGAUGGAGUGCGACCUGCCCUGCGAGAAUGCCUUCUUCAACUCGGAGCAUCCCUUUGCGCAGCCCAACUUCCGGUUCAGCCGGGAAACCACCGUCUACGAUGCGUUCCAGUUCCUUUUUGCAGAGGACCAGCCGAUCAACCAGUCGUCCAACGGAGCGAGCAACGUGAAAUUUACCGUUCUCGACAUGUUUAUUCUGAUUCACCUUCUCUACGCGUUCAUCAACUCGCACAUGACGCACCUCAUCCCCCUGAUGCGAAUCCGGCAAGCGAAGCAGCAAGCCUCCGAGUCGUCCUCCCCGAGCGAAAACAAAAACCAACGCAGCAACCACUCGAUGCCCGAGGACUCGAUCCUGACGUCGAUCCGCACGGCGCUGGCGCGGUGGCGCACGCUGUGGAUGGCGCUGCGCACUGAGAUCCCGCACCACGAGUGGGCGUCGAUGGGGUUCUACAAGAACGGGUACAACUUCUGGCUGGUGGCGCAGCUGCUGAUCACGAAGAAGCACAGCGUCGACGUCACCAUGCAGAUGGAGGUGAAAUGCGAGGACAAGCUGGAGAAGCUUAAAGUGUUGUUGCAGGAUGACAACGACUGA
This is a messenger RNA of Rasamsonia emersonii CBS 393.64, 2061 nucleotides long. RefSeq names its product C2H2 finger domain protein (Zms1). Gene Ontology annotation, cellular component: chromatin. The transcript is spliced from 8 exons. Lineage: Eukaryota; Fungi; Ascomycota; Eurotiomycetes; Eurotiales; Trichocomaceae. Gene Ontology annotation, molecular function: zinc ion binding; DNA-binding transcription factor activity, RNA polymerase II-specific; RNA polymerase II cis-regulatory region sequence-specific DNA binding. The record is from RefSeq and is a predicted model, not a curated record. Bases 1 to 2061 code for a protein of 686 amino acids. Gene Ontology annotation, biological process: regulation of transcription by RNA polymerase II; DNA-templated transcription.